AACAACCACAACAACCGUCCCCACAACAACAACUACAGCUGCCCCCACCACAACCACAACAGCUGCCCCAACAACAACCACAACAACCGCCCCCACGACAACAACUACAGCUGCCAUAACCACAACCACAACAGCUGCCCCAACAACAACCACAACAACCGCCGCCACGACAACAACUACAGCUGCCCCAACAACAACCACAACAACCGCACCCACAACAACAACUACAGCUGCCCCAACCACAACCACAACUACAGCUGCCCCAACCACAACCACAACAGCUGCCCCAACAACAACCACCACAGCAGCACCAACAACAACCACAACAACCGCACCCACGACAACAACUACAGCUGCCCCAACCACAACAACUACAGCUGCCCCAACAACAACCACAACAACCGUCCCCACAACAACAACUACAGCUGCCCCCACCACAACCACCACAGCAGCACCCACAACAACCACAACAACCGCACCCACGACAACAACUACAGCUGCCCCAACAACAACCACAACCACGACAACCGCCCCCACGACAACAACUACAGCUGCCAUAACCACAACCACAACAGCUGCCCCAACAACAACCACAACAACCGCCCCCACGACAACAACUACAGCUGCCCCAACAACAACCACAACAGCUGCCCCAACAACAACCACAACAACAGCCCCCACGACAACAACUACAGCUGCCCCAACAACAACCACAACAACCGCCCCCACGAGAACAACUACAGCUGCCCCAACAACAACCAUAACAACCGCCCCCACAACAACAACUACAGCUGCCCCAACAACAACCACAACAGCUGCCCCAACAAAAACCACCACAGCAGCACCAACAACAAUCACAACAACCGCCCCCACGACAACAACUACAGCUGCCCCAACAACAACCACAACAGCUGCCCCAACAACAACCACAACAACCGCCCCCACGACAACAACUACAGCUGCCCCAACAACAACCACCACAGCAGCACCAACAACAACCACAACAACCGCACCCACAACAACAACUACAGCUGCCCCAACCACAACAACUACAGCUGCCCCAACAACAACCACAACAACCGUCCCCACGACAACAACUACAGCUGCCCCAACAACAACCACAACAACCGCCCCCACGAUAACAACUACAGCUGCCCCAACCACAACCACAACAACCGUCCCCACAACACCAACUACAGCUGCCCCCACCACAACCACCACAGCAGCACCCACAACAACCACAACAACCUGCUGCACCAGCAACAACUACAACAGCUGCCCUGCCCAAACAACAACCACAACAACUGCCCCCACGACAACAACUACAGUUGCCCCAAGAACAACCACAACUGCAGCACCAACAACAACAACUGCUCCAACAACAACCACAACUGCUACACCAACAACAACUACAACUGCCCCAACAACAACCUCAACAAGAACAACUGCUGCUUCAACAACAACUACAACUGCAGUGACAACUGUAGUUGCCCCAACAACAACCACAACAACUGCCCCAACAACAACCACAACACCUUCCCAAAGUACAACCACAACAGCUUCUCCAACAACUACAACUGUAGCCUCGAGAACAACUUCUCCUGCUGCUCCAACAACAACUCCAACAACUGCGCCAACAACAACAACAACUACCCCUACAAUAAUCUCAAGUAUCCCGACUACAAAAACAUCAGCAACUACCCCAACAACAACCACAACUACAUCAACAACUACAUCCACUACAACAACAUCAGCAACGACCCCAACAACAACCACAACUUCCCCAACAAUUACAACCACUUCAACGACAUCAGCAACGACAACAGCAACCUCAACUACCCCAACAACAACCACAACUACCCCAACAACAAGUACAACAAGUACAACCACUACAACGACAAAAGCAUCUACCCCUACAACAACCUCAACAACCAGAACUACUGCAAGAACCACCUCCUCUGCCAUGGCACCAACAUGACAGCUGUAGAUCCUGUCAGUCCUGAAAUCUCUACGUUGCGUGGUGGGACUGUAGACGUGACUUGUACUGACAUGCCUGAAAUCCUGCAGGCAGAACAGUAA
Pelmatolapia mariae (spotted tilapia) is the source of this 2079-nucleotide messenger RNA. Its product is annotated as GATA zinc finger domain-containing protein 14-like. The record is from RefSeq and is a predicted model, not a curated record. The transcript has 5 exons. The annotation marks the transcript as partial. Lineage: Eukaryota; Metazoa; Chordata; Actinopteri; Cichliformes; Cichlidae.